AAACAUAUAAUAUUCAUGCUGUUCAUACUCCAUUCUUCUCGAGGCGGGAACUUGUUAGCUAUAGACAUCAAAUUGCCUUCUUUAAUAUUGUACCUUCCGUACCGUGUUUGAGAAGAACUUUCAUUCCCCAACGAUCGCUGGGCUGAGAAGUUAACUAUUUACCACUGGAUUUCAAAAAUUUGCACCUUUCCAUUGUGGGUUUGAGAAAUAAUUUGCUUUCAUUCAAACACAUCAGAAAUGGAAAUCGACGAGCCAAAGUCGGUCAAUUUUCAUGUGGAUGAAGCAGAGGAUUCAUUUUUACAGUUUGUGGCAUCGGCACAGUCAAUGUUAGCCGCAGGGGAGUCGGACACGGAAAAGGAUUUGAGCAAGGGGCCUCCCUGGAGUUGGGUGUGCACACAAAUCCUUGCAACUUGUAAAGCUUAUUCCAGUGGAGUCACUUCUGCUAUUCUCCUGUCAGACCUUCAUCAGGCUUGGCAGGAGCAAUCUAGGGCUGAAAGUUCAAAAGGUAAAUUGAAUUACAAUAUCACAAGAAAUAGAAGGCAAAAGCAAAACCGUUCAAGGCUUCAAAAUACUGUGAUGAUUGAUUCAAUUUAUGAGAAGAAAUUUUUGCCUUUGGAAGGUGUCUUGGAGGCAAUAAUUGUGAACAUUUUUCUUCUUCCAGGUACAAGUUGCUAUAUGCUAUGUUUGGGAGAUUCAUGGAGCUCAAAAACCAUUGAUCUCUACCUUCAUCAAAAGUUCUAUGACCUUGUACAGCCCGAACGUGGGGUCUUGAGAAAUGGUCGAGAAAUACGUUUAACAGGUUGUCGCCUACGAAAUACAACAGGAUCUGGUCAGCCACGACUUCUUCCAACAGAACAUCUUGUGAUUUUACUUGAUGAGGAUCAAGAUGAUGAUUUAAUGCUGCUUGGAGCACAGUUCUGUUCAGACUCUUUUGUUUCCAUUUCUCUUGAUGCUGUUAAAGCUGGACAUGGGUACUGCUUCUUUGCACGAGUUGAAAAGAUUGGAGCAAUAGAAGUUCAAGGCCAGUCUGGUCGUUUGAAAAGACGUCAAAUAUUUAUUACUGAUAAUUGUGGUAGCAGCUUGGAAUUUAUUGUGUGGGAUGAGCAAAUUCUUCUCUCAAAUCUCUUCAGUGAAGGUAGUUGGAUUGCAUUGGAAAAGCCUUUUAUUGCACAGGACUCCGACUGUGGCAUAGGGACAUCUGCAGGAAUUUGUCUUGAAUAUGGUAGUGCAACACGGCUAUACUGUGUACCAUAUGUUUACCAUGAAGAGGAGGUGAUCCUACCUUCACAAAACCUGACUCAAUUAACAAGGCCUUUGAAUAUUUCUAAUUGUACCACAUUGGAAUGCGGAUUCCAAGGAGCUAGAACAUCUCAGGUGCUGCUGCGUUGUGAUUCUCAAGGUUCUCUUGACUUCAGCAAUUUUCCCUUUCGGUUGUUUGUAGUGGACCUUCGAGAUAAAAUGUCAAAAUUUUCCUUAUAUGGAGUGGUUACUUUUCUUGGUCGUACUAUUGAUAGCAGCAAUAGUAUUUUCCUUCUGAAGAUUGAAGACUCCACUGGGUCUAUAAUCAUAAAGCUGAACUUCAACAAGGAAUGGUCAGCUGGUAUGAUCUGCUGUGGAGACACAGUCUUUUUGUCUGGCCUGGCCUGUUAUGCAACUUCUGAAGGCAGGUUGGAGUGUUCAUGGCAUGAAAGCAAUGGUGACACAUCAAUAACCAACAUAAGUCAGCUUCCAGCAUUACUAAAUUCAUCCUGUCUUCAUCACAUUUCCUCUCUUUCCUCUCUUUCCUCUCAGAUGAAUAGUACACAAGUUUGCAGGGUUCUUAUCGAAAGAGUUGAACUUCACCAGUUGAACAUAGAAUUAUCGCAUUCACACUGUGGCCAUUCUGUGAACGAAGAACCUGAUGGUUUGCCAAUCUGUAGUUUCUGUCUCUGUGUCUGUGACAGGGAAGUAACUCCAAGCUUCAGUUUUACUGUUAAACUUAAAGAUGAUAGCAUGGAGCUCUCUGCCUAUUGUUCGGGGCAAAGUGCAGCAGAAUUGUUGCAAGUGUUUCCAAAUGAAUUUUGUACAUGGCCUGAGGAUGAGCAAGCUAUGUACCUGUAUACCAUUGAAAAUGAUGAGUUUAUUGUUGCAAUUUGCAAAAAUAUGUGUAACAACAAUAAUUAUCAAGAGGCCCAUAACACAAAUCCAGAUUCAAGUAGGACCACUUGGAGAAUUACACGUGCUUUAAAGUGUGAAUGACAUCUCUCCUCAGGGCUCCUCUAGCUACAAGAUUUUUAUGGUAACAGUGAGCAUGAUUUACAUGGUGAGAAGAUCAAAGACAGCAUGAAUGCAUCAAAAUGAGAGUGAUCUUGUACAUGAUUUUUUGGAGAAUGUUAAGUCACAGCAAUUGGAUAGAAAGCAAUCAAGUUUUUACUAUUUGACAUGUUUGUUCCAGCAUGGGAUGGACAAGAUGGGUAAUUACUUCCUCUUGAGAUAAGAUUUAUAAGAGGUGUAACAGCAUGUGAGGGAAUUCAAUCCUAUCUUGAUUUUUCACUGACAGGAAAGUGAAAUAUUUGUUGCCAAAUAUGUUUAUUUAGUUAAAAGAAGAGUAUAGUGGUAUAACUAUCAGCAGCCUUGAAUUUUACAAGAUAGAUAUAUCUGUCCUAUUUGGCUAGAGGUCGACAAAUUUGAUGAAGCUAAUGGACAGGUUCUCCCGUAAAUUUUCACUGCUCUUACUCAUCACAUCUCUAUUGAAUGUAAAACCUGCUGGUUCUACUGAUUAUAUAGUCAAAUAUUCUUGGUCAUUUGUGGACAUUAAUAAAAUUUAUUUCUCCUCC
This is a messenger RNA of Cryptomeria japonica (Japanese cedar), 2816 nucleotides long. RefSeq lists its product as uncharacterized. The record is from RefSeq and is a predicted model, not a curated record. The coding region runs from base 238 to 2238 and encodes 666 amino acids. The transcript is spliced from 13 exons. NCBI's taxonomy places the organism in Eukaryota, Viridiplantae, Streptophyta, Pinopsida, Cupressales, Cupressaceae.